Messenger RNA from Plodia interpunctella (Indianmeal moth), 3734 nucleotides. It is a transcript of the gene CCT3, whose product is annotated as Chaperonin containing TCP1 subunit 3. Gene Ontology annotation, biological process: protein folding. The transcript is spliced from 12 exons. Gene Ontology annotation, cellular component: chaperonin-containing T-complex. The record is from RefSeq and is a predicted model, not a curated record. The coding region runs from base 123 to 1763 and encodes 546 amino acids. Gene Ontology annotation, molecular function: ATP hydrolysis activity; ATP binding; ATP-dependent protein folding chaperone. Lineage: Eukaryota; Metazoa; Arthropoda; Insecta; Lepidoptera; Pyralidae.
AUUUAUAAAUAUUAAUGGCAACACUUGUCACCACGCGAUUUUUGUGGAUAUCAGAAGUGUGAAUUAAUUUCCCUUGAUUUUGUGAAUUAUUAUAGGAUUAUCUUGCAUAAAUUACUUUCAAUAUGUUCGGUCAACAGCCCAUUUUAGUACUGAGCCAAAACACGAAACGUGACUCCGGCCGGAAGGUUCAGUUGGAAAAUAUAAAUGCUGCAAAGGCAAUAGCGGAUGUAAUACGAACAUGCCUCGGGCCUCAAGCUAUGUUGAAGAUGUUGAUGGACCCCAUGGGCGGGAUCGUGAUGACCAACGACGGUAAUGCCAUUCUCCGGGAGAUCACUGUGCAGCAUCCGGCCGCUAAGACCAUGAUAGAAAUCGCGAGAACACAGGAUGAAGAGGUUGGUGAUGGAACAACAUCAGUGAUAGUCCUGGCAGGCGAGAUGCUGGCUUUGGCGGAACAGUUCCUGGCACAGAACAUCCACCCCACAGUUAUCAUCCGCGAGUACCGUCAGGCCCUUGAGGAUGCUGUCAAGCUGCUGCAGGAGAAGAUAUCUGUGCCUAUUGAUAUGAAUGACAGGGACAAGCUUAAAGAAGUUAUCCGUACGUGUGUGGGCACUAAGUACAUAGGUCGCUGGGCCGACCUAGCUGUAGACAUUGCACUGGAUGCUGUCAACACAGUUGCAGUCAACGACAAUGGCAGACUUGAAGUUGACAUUAAAAACUACGCGAAAAUCGAGAAAAUCCCCGGGGGUAGUAUCGAGGAGUCGUGUGUGCUCAACGGCGUCAUGAUCAACAAGGACGUGACGCACCCCAAGAUGCGGCGCUGCAUCCUGCGCCCGCGCAUCGUGCUGCUGGACUGCCCGCUCGAGUACAAGAAGGGCGAGAGCCAGACCAACAUUGAGAUCCUCGGAGACCAGGACUUCACAAAGCUGUUGCAACUGGAAGAGGAGCACGUGCAGAGGCAGUGUGAGGACAUCAUAGCCCUGAAGCCGGACCUCGUGUUCACGGAGAAGGGUGUCUCGGAUCUCGCUCAGCAUUAUCUCGUCAAAGCCGGCAUCACAGCCAUCAGAAGACUACGUAAGACAGACAACAACCGUCUCGCUCGCGCCUGCGGCGCCACCAUCGUCAACCGCACGGAGGAGCUCAAGGAGUCGGAUGUCGGCACUCAGGCUGGAAAGUUCGAGAUCAAGAAGAUCGGUGACGAGUACUUUACCUUCAUCACAGAGUGCAAGAACCCUAAGGCGUGUACGAUAUUACUGCGAGGCGCUUCCAAGGACGUGCUGAAUGAGAUCGAGAGGAACCUACAAGACGCUUUGCAUGUCGCCAAGAAUUUGAUGGUGUGCCCGCGACUGGUGGCGGGCGGCGGCGCGGCGGAGCUGGCGCUGGCGCAGGCGCUGGCAGCGCGCGCUGCGCACUCGUCGCCCUAUCGUGCUGUUGCGCAGGCGCUCGAAAUAAUCCCGCGCACGCUCGCGCAGAACUGCGGCGCCAACACAAUCCGCACGCUCACAGCGCUGCGCGCGCGCCACGCGGCCGCCGCGGGCGCCGGCGCCGGCUGCAGCGCCGGCAUCGACGGCGACACCGGGGAGAUCGUCGACAUGGCCGUCAAGGGGAUAUGGGAACCGCUAGCUGUUAAACUACAGGUAUACAAAACAGCGGUAGAGACAGCAAUCCUACUGCUUCGGAUCGACGACAUCGUGUCGGGGUCCAAGAAACAGAACUCGGAGCCCACCAACCCCGCGGCCAUGGCUCAACAGGAGGGUCACAUGUAGGGGUCAUUGGACAACUAACUUUAUUUUAUGUAACGUCACGUAUAUACACUAAUGGCGAUGUACAUUGCGUGGUUUGCUUGUGAGCUUGGCGCAAGGAAAAACGAGCAAUGUACGUCGUGUUCGCCGUAUCGAGUGAUUGGACGCCGAUUGUGUGUGUGUGUAUACCUGACAAUAAUAUUUAAUAUUCUUGGACCAAAUGUUGCUCGUUUAUUAUUAUUUGCGUGUCCGAUGUCUAUAAAUGACUGCGUUCGAUACUAAAUAUUUUGUUGCCUGAAGGCCUACAACAAACGUUGCACGUCACCAACUCGACAUGCUGUCUCUUUUCCCCAUAUCGUUUACACAUCGUGUUAAAAAGAUGAGAACGCGUGACGCAAUAACGUGUUACGUGAUGUUUCAUGGUAGCCCCCCCAGAACCAAGACACUUCAAUGGCUGUCGAGAUUUUGUUACGAAGUGGUCCUAUUCCAGGGCGGGACCACACGAAACGGAUGAGAAAAAAUAACGUCUGAUUAGAGCAAAUAUAUUCAUAUUAAUUUUGUCUAAUCUUGAAGAACAUUGCCUACCCAUUUCAAAGUAGACAAUAAAACAGUUUAUAAUUUAAUGCAAUGAUUCCAACGUCGACAUAUCUGUCUUCACAAUAGUAAUAAUUAUUAUUGUAUAAUUUAAUAUAGUAAUAAAUAAAAUAUGAUUUUAAUAUACGUUUCGUUGACGUUAAAAUACAUUGAACGAGCUAGCAUUUGGUCCGCGAAUUAUUUAUGAACACCGACAUUAUGCCGUAUAGUAAUUAUUCACAUUCGAGGGAAAAUUGGUCUGCCAUGACACCAUUAUCUGCAUAUCGUGUAUUGAAACAUUUUAACAUCCGUUCAUGAGUUUAAUAGAUUUGACUAUAGCUGGUCCUGUAGUUUGUACCGUCAACACUACAUCGUCUGUCCAAGUUCAUUGCAAACUGGCCCUUAUUACCGGUGCAUUAAGAUCUGAAUGAAUAUAUCACCUUUUCUUGCAUACAUAUAUUAUGUAUUAGUUUUAAUAGGACACCAAUGAAAAGCGAAAUAAUCUAUAUUUUUUAUAGAUUUCAAAUAUUAUAAUUCGCUCACUUGUUAGGACACAUUGAGCCUGUUUCAGCACUAUGAUAAAAUAUCAUAAUGCAAUCUGACAGAUAAAACCAACUACUAGAUAAAUCUGCCUGAAGUUAUUUGCUAGUUAGCUCUUUCCAACUUGUGCGACAUUAUUUUUAACUCUAUCUGCUCGAUAUGUUGCAUAUAUGAUAUCAGAUACUUUAUCAGCAAACAAUGAAACAGAUCCUCGUACACAUUAGUAAGAAUAAUCAGUUACAAGUUAGGCGGUUACCACUCAUCAAAUUUGUCCAAUAUUGAAAGAAAGAAAGACAAUGUAUUAUUGUUUUUUUUAAAUUAUUGCUUUUUCUUUCAUAAGUUAGUAAGAUGACAGAGAUAGCAAUAAACCGCCCUGUUUUGUCAAUUUAUCUGUUAAUAAAUCUAAGCAUGGAAAUGUAACAAUCGGCUGAUUUAAAACGUUAUUGUCGCUAAACAUAUAUUUGACAUUAGUUUGUUACUCCAAACUAGCUGGUGAUAUCUUCACAAUAAGUGUCAUUUUUCGUUGGGCACUGCGGACCCUCGGCUCGGACGCUUUAUGAAUCCGAUAUAUCACUCAGAAAACGGAUAUGUAUGUGUUUCUUGUGUAUUAUAGUUUAACAAUUAAAUACAUAUAUUUUGGUCUGUAGAUUUUUUAACUUGAAAUAUAAAUAAUUACUAUUCGAUCUAUUGUCAAAUUAGCUUUCGCAUAACUACAAUGCUAACGAUGCCUUACUUAUUUCGACGUUAUGAUACUUAUGUUCUACACAAUAAGGUUUAGUUUUAUUUUGUUUGGUCACACGAUUCUGUUUGUGCAUUUAAGUUCUCGAUCGCUAUUUUUAAAAAACAAUAAUAGUAUUAAAGAUUUAAAUUUGUCUACUACUA